UAUAAUUUUACAAAUACCUUCAAGUUUGUUCUAUGAGAUUUCAACAUGGAGAAUAUCACUGAAGUUACCAUAUUUGUUCUGAAGGGCCUCACGGAUAAUGUUGAACUGCAGAUCACCUUUUUCUUCUUGUUUCUAGCAAUUUACCUCUUUACACUCAUGGGAAAUUUAGGACUCAUUGUACUAGUCAUUGGUGAUUCCCGGCUUCACAACCCCAUGUACUAUUUUCUGAGUGUGUUGUCUUCCGUGGAUGCCUGCUAUUCCUCAGUUAUUACACCAAAUAUGUUAGUAGACUUUAUGUCAGAAGAUAAAGUUAUUUCAUUCCCUGGAUGUGCAGCACAGAUGUUUCUCGCUGUUUCUUUGGGAACCAUGGAAUGCUUUCUCUUGGCUGCAAUGGCUUAUGAUCGCUAUGUAGCCAUCUACAACCCACUUCUGUAUUCAGUGAGCAUGUCACCCAGAGUCUACCUGCCACUCAUGGUUGCUUCCUAUGUCGGUGGCAUUUUACAUGCUACUACACACACAGUGGCCACAUUCAGCCUGUCCUUCUGUGGAUCCAAUGAAAUUAAACACAUCUUUUGUGAUAUCCCUCCUCUCCUCGCUAUUUCUUGUUCUGACAUUCACACAAACCAGCUUCUUCUCUUCUACUUUUCUGGCUCUAUUGAGAUAUUGACUAUACUAAUAGUCCUGGUCUCCUAUGUUUUCAUUCUGGUGGCCGUUCUGAGGAUGCACUCUGCUAAAGGGAGACGAAAAGUGUUCUCUACAUGUGGCUCUCACCUAACCGGAGUGUCCAUUUUUCAUGGAACUGUUCUCUUCAUGUAUGUGAGACCAACUUCCAGCUACACUUUGGAGCAUGACAUGAUAGUGUCAAUAUUCUACACCAUUGUGAUUCCCAUGCUGAAUCCCAUCAUUUACAGUUUAAGGAACAAAGAUGUAAAAGUGGCAAUGCAAAAAGUGUUUGGGGAAAAUUGGUUUCUCAAUAAAGUAUAUUUUCAUGCUGAAAACUAA
Molecule: messenger RNA, 1002 nt
Organism: Cynocephalus volans (Philippine flying lemur)
Lineage: Eukaryota; Metazoa; Chordata; Mammalia; Dermoptera; Cynocephalidae
Product: olfactory receptor 5T2-like
Exons: 1
Coding region: 46-1002 (318 amino acids)
Biological process (GO): G protein-coupled receptor signaling pathway; sensory perception of smell
Cellular component (GO): membrane
Molecular function (GO): odorant binding; G protein-coupled receptor activity; olfactory receptor activity
Source: RefSeq, a predicted model, not a curated record